AUGGCGUGUGAAGAAGUAGCUUGUGCGGUGAACAACGAUUCCACUGAGAAUGUGAACGAUAUUGUCCCUAAAAUUCAUAUGUGGUUUGAUACAAUUGAAGAGGUUAAAAGUUUUUACACUAACUAUGCUGUGAGGAGUGGUUUUGGUGUUCGGAUAAGGACUUCUAGGAGAAAUAAGAACAACGACUUAAUCUUCCUUAAAUUAGUUUGCUCUAGGGAAGGGAAGUACCUAACUUCCAUUGCUCCAGAAUGGAAAACCCAGCCAACUCAGAAAAACCAAUGUCCAGCUGGAAUAACUGUUGUUAUGAAAGAAGGAAGAUGGCAGGUGAGAACAGUUGUUAUUGAACACAGCCAUGACAUGUGUCCAAAUAACUCCAACCUUAUACGUGGUAAUCAAAGAAUUAAUAUGCAUGCGAAGCACACCCUUAAUAUCAAUGAUAAUUCUGGUGUUCGCAUUAACAAAAGUUUCAUAUCUUUGGUGAAUGAGGCCGGUGGGUUUGAAAAUAUGCAAUUCGUGGAACGUGAUGCCCGUAAUUACAUUGGACAGCAGAGAAGAACUCUUUGUAAGGAAGGUGAUGGCCAAACACUUUUAAGAUAUUUUUCAAGAAUGAGAGAAUUAAACAAUGAUUUUUUCUAUGAUAUGGAAAUGGACGACGACAACCGAAUAAGCAGUGUCUUUUGGGCCGAUGCACGAAGUCGCGCAGCAUGUGUAGAUUUUGGUGAUGUUGUGUCGUUUGACACAACCUACCUAACAAACAAAUAUGAUAUGCCAUUUGCACCAUUUGUUGGUGUUAAUCAUCAUGGUCAUUCAAUAUUACUGGGUUGUGCUUUGAUUUCUGCAGAGGACACUAGGACAUUCACAUGGUUAUUUUCAACUUGGCUUAGAUGUAUGUCAAACAAGGGUCCUCAAGGUAUCGUGACUGAUCAAUGCAAGGCAAUGUCCAAUGCCAUAAAUCUUGUGUUUCCAAACACAAAACACCGUUGGUGCUUGUGGCACAUAAUGAAAAAAAUACCUGAGAAGUUGCAAGGCUACAAAUGCUAUAAAGCAAUCAAAAGUGAACUUAAGAGGCUUGUGUAUGACACAGUCAGUUAUGAAGACUUUGAGUUAGGCUGGGCAAAUUUUAUGUCAUGUCAAGGGUUAGAGAAUAAUGAUUGGCUAAAUUCAUUGUAUGCAGAUAGACAACGAUGGGUUCCUUGUUAUAUGAAACAUCAAUUUUGGGCGGGAAUGUCAACUACCCAACGAAGUGAGGGCAUGAAUGCAUUCUUUGAUGGAUUCAUAAAUUCAAGUACAACACUUCAACAAUUUGUGCAGCAGUACGAUAACGCCCUGCGACAAAAAGCGCAAAAAGAACUUGAGGCCGAUUUUUCUUCAAUGAAUACGACUCUACCAUGCGGAUCUCAAUCUCUUAUUGAAAGACAAUACCAAACCGAGUACACACAGGCCAAAUUUGUGGAAGUUCAAAACGAAUUUCGGUCACGCAUGAACUGCUUCAUUAAAAACAUGACAAAAGAAGGUACAAUAACUAGGUGGAGCAAAAACGUCCGUAGAAGACAUACUCUCAUUAAAGCAUCUUACACCAACAACAUUGAAGACCGUAAGAUGCAAAGGUACCAAGCUUUGUGUAAGCGUUUCUAUGACAUCGCAGAGGUUGCUUGUGAUUCUGAGACUGCAUCUGAUAACUUGCUGUCGGAUUUAAACUGUAUAGCCAAAACUUUGGGUGUAUGUACAUCAACGACAUUGUCGAUGGUCAAUGAUGCCUCUCACAUGGAUGGACGUCUGCAUUGUAAUGAAGACGUUCGACCUAGUUCUGAAAUUGACGGCUUACUUGUGCGCAGUCCUGUAGCUGUCAAACGCAAAGGCCGACCCAGGACAAAAAGGUUGCAAUCAACAGUUGAAAAAAUUACAAAAAAGAAAAAGUCCCAUGCUACUAAAACCAAACAUGCAAGGAAUUCCAAUGAUACAAGUAACCAAGACAUAACGGACGUCCACAAUGUUCAGGAACUUCCAAAUGAGGAUAUGUUUGAAUCUCAAGUCACCCAAUCAGAAUUCAUGUCUUUAUUGACAUCCGAAGAAUACAUCGACAUUGGGUACGUUGAUAGGCACUUUGCUGCGGCCUUUCAAAAUGAAUUAGGACCGACAUGGUCCUUGCUGGACAACAAUGGUCACAUGCAUGUGGUGACUUAUAACAUGGAUACCGUCAAUCCAAGAAUAACUAAUGGUUGGGGUCAAAUGAGAAACAUAUACCCUGAAAGAUUGAACGAUUCCCACAUAAGCUUCGACUAUGUGGGUAAUAAUAAUUUCCAUAUCACCAUAUAUUUCGGUGCUUGCUCCCAAGAGCGUAGGGAAUCCUUCAUUUAUGAUGGUACCAAUUAUCCUGAUACGUCAUUGUUUUCGGUGAAGUUGACAAAAUCACAAGCACGGGGAAGUCAUUUGGACUUGCAAAUUGCAUUUGAGAAUCUUAUCAGGAGCAAAGGCUUGACACAGGUUAUGCUCCUUGGACAGAAGGACAGCGUCAUGUGUAGUGUUUUGGUUUCUGUCACUCGCAAUUCCACAAAGUUUGGCAAAGGAUGGAAGGAAUUUUGCACGGAAUAUGGGUUGAAGGAGGGAGACGUGCUAGUCUUUGAGGUUAACAAUCUUGGAAAUGACAUUUUAGUUGAAGUUUAUAUUAAUGGAUGUCCCUGUACUGUGAUACAUCCAAUCUCAGUGUAA
Messenger RNA from Vigna angularis (adzuki bean), 2709 nucleotides. Its product is annotated as protein FAR1-RELATED SEQUENCE 5-like. The record is from RefSeq and is a predicted model, not a curated record. The transcript is spliced from 5 exons. Gene Ontology annotation, molecular function: DNA binding. Lineage: Eukaryota; Viridiplantae; Streptophyta; Magnoliopsida; Fabales; Fabaceae. Gene Ontology annotation, biological process: regulation of DNA-templated transcription. Bases 1 to 2709 code for a protein of 902 amino acids.